AUACCAUACCAUCCAUUUUUUUUUUCUUCAAAAAAGGACUAUUUAUGUCUGUCUUUAAUAGGCAGCAACCAUUUGCUGUAUACCCUCACUCAGGAUGGAGAUGGAGAUGAAGGCUCUGGUGAGGAUGACAGUCACAAGGCCUUUGACCCCUGCAAUCACUAUACAGCACUGGACCAAGCCUGGAGAGCCACAAACUACACCACCAAGAAUGUAGCUUGUGACCGUCGUGUCCAGUGGAAGGGCUGGUACCGUCUCUUCUAUCGUGGGAAGCCCAUUCAGAUGCCUGAGAGGUGUGUGAGGAAAGAAAUGUGUGGCACGCACUCCCCACUGUGGCUCGUCGGAGGUCAUCCCCGGAUACGAGAUGGGGUUGUCACCCGUAAGGUGUGUGGAAACUGGAAAAACAACUGCUGUAUGUUCAAAUCUCCUCCCAUUCAAGUGAAAGCAUGUAGAGGAAACUACUACGUUUACAAGUUUGUCAAACCGGUAGCUUGCCAUAUGGCAUAUUGUGCAGAUAUUAACACAGUUGUCUGUGGAAAGUGCAGAAAAACUGAGUCUUGCAUCAGCAGAGACAAAAUCACCUGGAUGUGUAAGAAAAACAAAAUGAGAAUGAAAGUAAACGUCCAUUUUUUUGUCACCUACCCGGCCAGCAUCUCAGGAAAAGUGAACAGGAUUAUGUACAGGAAAGUGUAUGUGAAUCAAGGCGGGGCUUUCAACACUCGUACUGGGAUAUUUAGAGCUCCAGUUUCUGGUGUCUAUCAGUUCUUCUUCUCCACACAGACUCGGGGGAGUGGGACAACUGAUCUGUGGCUGGUUGUAAAUAAUUACUGGGUGGCUAUGUCCCAUAGCAAUGUUCAGGGCUCCAGCUCGGUUGGGAAUCUUUCUACGUACAUGACGACUCUGCGCAAGGGUGCUACGGUUUAUGUGACCCAUAACCGUGGCCGCUCUUGGGCCAUUAGUGCAUCCAACACCAUCGUUUUUGGUGGUUCAUUGCUUAUGGUGAGAAAAAUAUAAGGGAAUGUUAAAGUCAUCUGAGACAAAAUUUAGUUUAAUUAGAGGUUAAUUUAAUAGUACCAACUAGCUGGAUUGACUUAUGUAAUAUAUACAAUGGUAAAACAUGUUCUGCUAGAACUGUUUAUUCAUUGCUUUAAUUAUUUUUAAACAUGUCUUGCUGAGAGAGAUAUUUCAAAUGCAAAUACCCUUAACAUUUUUUCUAAGUGCUUUUUUUUUACUUUGCCAUAAAUCUUCUGAAUUUAAGACUAAA
Molecule: messenger RNA, 1261 nt
Organism: Cyprinus carpio (common carp)
Lineage: Eukaryota; Metazoa; Chordata; Actinopteri; Cypriniformes; Cyprinidae
Product: uromodulin-like
Exons: 3
Molecular function (GO): protein binding
Source: RefSeq, a predicted model, not a curated record